GCUUGCUCAUGCUCCGCUCUCCUUCGGUUGCGCGCGCCGCGCCCGCGCUUUUCCGCGCCGCGCGCCCGCCCGCGCGCGCGAUGGCCGGGGGUGGCAAGCCGCUGGUGGUGCCCGAGUCUCCGUUUGACGGGCCGGCGGAGGGCAGCUUGGCGCGCUCCGAGCCGAUUGUGGAGAUGGGCGUGAGGUACGAGGCAGGCAGCCCCUCGCCGAUGGAGAGUAUCCUCAGCCAGGAGCCGAUCGUCGUCGAUGGGCUCCUGGCGGUGACGGGCGGCGGGGCGCUCGGCUUCCCCAAGCAGUUUAUCAAGCUCAAGCCCGACGACCCGACUCCAGUGGCGUGCACCUACUCGGGGCUGCGCUUUGUGAGCAAGCAGGCGCUCAAGAAGGCAGGCAAGUUGUGACUGACAGUCUAGUGCUAGAUGUUCGAUUCGAACUCCGAUUCGUCGCGGUAGCCACCUCUCGGCAGGGCAAGCGGCGCGGCCUCUCCCGUGUUUUCAUGAUUAUGUGACGUUCAUCGGUGCGUUUCACGCGUGUCUCGUGAAUAAAACGUCAAAGUGC
Molecule: messenger RNA, 555 nt
Organism: Emiliania huxleyi CCMP1516
Lineage: Eukaryota; Haptophyta; Isochrysidales; Noelaerhabdaceae
Exons: 3
Coding region: 9-398 (129 amino acids)
Source: RefSeq, a predicted model, not a curated record